Molecule: messenger RNA, 390 nt
Organism: Sphenostylis stenocarpa
Lineage: Eukaryota; Viridiplantae; Streptophyta; Magnoliopsida; Fabales; Fabaceae
Source: the annotation of a GenBank genome assembly
AUGACUCCAAGAUAUCUGUGCAUGCAAAAUGAAAAGUGGAAACAGGGAACAGUGGGGAGAAGAGACGUAACGGGAAAUUUGAGUGAAGAAAAGGAAAAGAGAUUUGUCGGUGGGGCUGGUGGGCCUGGGCUGGGCCCAGAGGAAAUAAGAGGAGCACUGUACUCCAUGGCACACCAUGUGGGUUUGUGGUCUGUGGUCCCCCACCUCGUGCUUUCUGCUCUUUCUCUUCAUCCUUGUCAUCCACACGUAGGUGUAAUGGGUAAGGGGUAUAUGGUUGAUCCAUUGUUUGGAGCACAUGCAGAUGCAGAAGCUGAUAUACCAAACAAAGCCCUAAUAAAUGCGAGUUUUGUCUGCACUGAUGGUGGGGGAAGAGUGUCGUGGUCAAACUGA